This is a messenger RNA of Hyla sarda, 5092 nucleotides long. RefSeq names its product leucine rich repeat containing G protein-coupled receptor 4 (gene LGR4). Gene Ontology annotation, molecular function: G protein-coupled receptor activity; protein-hormone receptor activity; protein binding. Bases 180 to 3059 code for a protein of 959 amino acids. Lineage: Eukaryota; Metazoa; Chordata; Amphibia; Anura; Hylidae. Gene Ontology annotation, biological process: G protein-coupled receptor signaling pathway. Gene Ontology annotation, cellular component: membrane. The transcript has 18 exons. The record is from RefSeq and is a predicted model, not a curated record.
CGGCGCUAGGAGGGAGCGGAAUGGCUGCAGCAGUUACAUUGUAUUCGUAGUGGAUCCCGGGAGCAGCGGCGGAGCCUGUUGUUUGUUGGAGCGGUCGCCUGUGAGAGAAGUGCGGGCUCCGGGGGCAGCGCUAUUGUCGCACCGUUCUGGACCGGAGGCUGCGGCUUCUGCUGGGGAGGAUGAUGAGCCGUCCCGGGUGGCUGUGGGCGCCGGGCGCCGUCCUUCUGCUGCUCUUCCUGGUCUCCCCUUCCUCAGGUGGGCCCAGCGGGGUCUCCUCGCCGCCCCCCUGCCCGGUGCCGUGCCGCUGUAACGCCGAGAGGGGAGUGGAUUGCUCCGGGAGAGGACUGGUCGCGGUACCGGAGGGUCUGAGCGUCUUCACCAACAUGCUGGACAUCAGUAUGAACAACAUCACAAAGUUGCCAGAGGGUGCAUUUAAAGGCUUGCCUUAUCUCGUAGAACUGCGGCUGGCGGGCAAUGACCUCUCUUUCAUCCAUCCCAUGGCCUUGUCUGGCCUGAGAGAACUCAAAGUCCUGACCCUUCAGAACAACCAGCUGAAGACUGUUCCUAGCGAGGCUUUAAGGGUUCUAGGAUCUCUUCAGUCCCUGCGACUAGACGCAAACCACAUUGUCACUGUGCCAGAUGACAGCUUUGAGGGUCUUGUGCAGCUCAGGCAUCUAUGGCUGGAUGACAACAGCUUAACAGAGGUGCCCGUCCGUCCUCUCGGCAAUCUCCCAUCCCUCCAGGCCUUGACUCUGGCUCUGAACAAAAUCGCUCACAUACCAGAUUAUGCCUUCUCCAAUCUCUCCAGCUUGGUUGUUUUACAUCUUCACAACAAUAAAAUUAAAACCCUCUCCCCCCACUGCUUCGAUGGACUGGACAGUCUGGAGGCGCUUGACCUGAAUUACAAUAACCUUGAGGAGUUCCCUGAUGUCAUAAAGUCCCUGAAUAACUUGAAGGAGCUAGGUUUCCACAGCAAUUUCAUUACUACAAUUCCUGAUGGAGCAUUUGAGAAAAACCCUUUACUAAAAAGCAUACAACUUUAUGACAAUCCUUUGUCUUUUGUUGGGAAUUCAGCUUUUCAGAACUUAUCAGACCUCCGCUUCUUGGUGAUUCGAGGGGCGUCUGAUAUCCAGUGGUUUCCAAACCUAACAGGAACAGUAAAUCUGGAAAGCCUGACCUUGACAGGCACCAAGAUAAGAAGCAUCCCACUGAACUUGUGCCAGGAGCAGAAGAUGCUUCGAUCCCUGGACCUAUCUUACAACGAGAUCACAUCACUGACCGGACUGAGAGGCUGCGGCUCGCUGGAAGAAGUUUCCCUGCAGCACAACCAGAUCACAGAGGUACAGAACGAGUCUUUACAAGGCCUCACCUCCCUCCGCAUGCUGGACCUCAGUAGGAACUCCAUCAGCAGGAUCCACAGUGACUCCUUCAGCACCCUGACCUCUAUAUCCAGACUGGACCUGAGUUUUAAUCAGUUGUCUUCGUUUACAACUGGAGGACUACACGGCCUGACACAACUAAAACUGACUGGAAAUCCUACGUUCAGAGAUUCGCUGUCAGCUAAAGACUUUCUUAAGUUGCAGUCUGUGUCUGUUCCAUAUGCUUAUCAGUGCUGUGCAUUCUCUGCAUGUGACUCUUAUGUGACCUCCAGUGUGGAAGAUGAUGGGUCCAAGUACCAGAAGCUUCUACAGGAUCAUGAGAAAGGUGCCGUUGAAGAUUACAUGAUAUCAGAGGAAGUUAAAGACCAUGUGCAGACAGUUGUUCAUUGCAAUCCACCUACAGGAGCUUUCAAACCCUGUGAGUUUCUGCUUGGCAGCUGGAUGAUUCGGCUCACCGUAUGGUUCAUCUUUCUGCUCGCCGUAGUCUUCAAUGUCAUAGUCAUCAUGACCAUGUUUGCUUCCUGUUCCACCAUGUCCUCCUCCAAGCUCUUUGUGGGCCUCAUUGCCAUCUCCAACCUCUUCAUGGGUAUAUAUACAGGAAUUUUGACUGUAUUGGACACAGCCUCUUGGGGACAGUUUGCGGAGUUUGGCAUCUGGUGGGAAACUGGCAGUGGAUGUAAAGUGGCUGGGUUCCUUGCAAUUUUCUCUUCAGAGAGUGCCAUUUUCUUCUUGACCUUGGCAGCCAUUGAACGGAGCUUGUCUGCAAAGGAUAUAAUUAAGAAGGAAAAGAGCCAGCAUUUAAAGAAAUUUCAGAUUGCUUCAGUCGUCGCUCUGUUUCUUGCAAUAGCAGCAGGAUGUUUGCCUUUGUUUCACGUUGGAGAAUUUUCCUCCUCUCCCCUGUGCUUGCCUUUCCCUACUGGAGAGACACCAUCUUUAGGCUUUACAGUUACUCUGGUUCUUCUAAACUCCUUGGCAUUUUUAGUGAUGGUUAUAACAUAUACAAAACUAUACUGCUCUUUGGAGAAAGAAGACCUUUCUGAGAACACAGAGUCCAGUAUGAUCAAACAUGUCGCCUGGCUCAUCUUUACCAACUGUAUCUUCUUUUGUCCUGUUGCCUUCUUCUCAUUUGCCCCGCUGAUCACUGCAAUAUCCAUAACCCCUGAAAUCAUGAAAUCCGUGACUUUGAUAUUUUUCCCAUUGCCAGCUUGCCUCAACCCUGUACUGUAUGUUUUCUUUAACCCCAAGUUUAAGGAAGACUGGAAGCUUCUAAGGUGGCAUUUGACCAAGAGACGUGGCUCUGUUGCAGUCGCGACUAAUGCCCAGAGGGGAUGUGUGACUCAGGAUUUUUACUAUGACUUUGGAAUGUAUUCUCAUCUACAAGGCAACUAUGCAGUGUGUGAUUACUGCGAGUCGGUUCUCCUAAAGAAUCCGCCAACCUGUAAACACUUAAUAAAAUCUCAUAGUUGUCCAACGUUGGCCGUCGUGCCCUGCCACCGGUCAGAAAACUACUGGUCAGACAUUGGGACUCAGUCUGCCCACUCAGACUGCGCAGAUGAAGAAGAUUCAUUUGUGUCUGAUAGUUCGGACCAGGUCCAGGCUUGCGGUCGAGCCUGCUUUUACCAGAGUCGUGGCUUUCCAUUGGUUCGUUAUGCGUAUAAUAUACCAAGAAUGAAAGACUGAGCAAAUGCUUGUGGGAUCUAUUCAUAAGAAAUAUAUAACGGUGGUCGAAGAGCACAAACCAUGAACGACCUAACAUCAAAGGGAGCACUUUUAUAAGCAUGUCACUUAUAAGAAGGGAAGCGGACAAAGGAUGUCAGGACUCUUAAAUGAAACCCUUUGUUGUCUAUGGGGCCGUGUAUUUUGCGCUGCAAGCAGUUACAUGCCUCUGCAGGAGACAGAAGUCUAAAGACUGACUGUUUGGACUACAAAUAAUGUGUAAACCAAAAUUUUACCUGCAAUCAUUUUGUUUUGUCUGUCGUCUAAUUUACGUAACUUGUCGUCAUCCCCCCAGUAUAAUGUCUUUUGUAUGUUAGCUCAACGUUGUUGUGUACAUCGGUCAUGUAGCACCAUGCAGAUAUUGAGUGAGUGUCGUCAUAUGAAGACAGCUGUCAAUCAUUCUGCAGCAAAGUAGCCUGUAUGUUUAGUAGCUUCGAAUAACUUGCUGCAGGGCUGAAAAGGGAUCCACUCCCUGUGUCUGUGAAACUGUGAUCCUAAGCAAGGUCGAGUAAAUGGAGCUAGUUUGUUGUACUCAAGGUCUAUCGCAACUAGUGGUGCCACGAAGAUGUGUGCUCUAUGUAACAACUGUCCUAUAGGUAAACCUAGACCAAAAAAAAAGUUACAGUAUUAUCUAUGUUAACACUUACAAGGGCUAGAAAUAUUCUAGGGACAGUAAUGGGUUUUCUAGUAAUAGAGAAUAGUGCACAGGUUUAAUACAUUUUAUAAUCCAAAUGGCUUUUUGGGGAAUCGCUGUAUUUGUGACUGAUACAGCGGGUACAGUUUGUAGCAGUUCAGAAGUAAUAUUAAUCGUGCCUUAUUGAUUUCUAGGUAAGAUAUGUCUUAAAGUGUCCUGUUUUAGCACCCACGUUAGGCCGCAUGACUGGCCAGAAUUCACCUGUCUGUCCUUAUCAUGAUUUAUAAUAUCUGUUAUAAAGAACGGCCUGAUAACUUUCAAUUCCACCUGCCUCAGUAGGGUUGGAUGCUCAGUAAUAGAAAUUCUGCCAUGGGAAUGCACAAAACUUGGUACGAAGACUGAAAAUGACACAUAAUAGGUGCCAAUGUAUGUCAUAUGGAAGGAUGUUUCCAUAAAUUGCAUACUCUGAGCAUCUAUAAUAAGAUCCAUGGAUAAGCUAUUACACUUGCAGACUUAGAGGGUGUGUGUGUGUUUAUUAAGAGGUCUUCAGUUUUACCUCAGAAACGUCACUUCAUGUUUGUGGGCUUUGUAUUGCAGCUUAUCCACAUCAAAUAAAUGGAGCUAAGCUGCAAUACCACACCCAAUUUAUGGACAAGAGUGGUGCUGUUAGAGUUUAAAAAACAAACAAACAAAAAAGAAUCUAUUCUCAUGCAAUCGUAACCUGAUUGGAAACAGAAUGGUUAAAAUCUCAGCAGUUCCCAUAGAGGGUGAUGUUGCCUUAUCCUGCCAAAAUGACAAUCAUGUAAUGUCUAGGGGCUCCUCCAGGGUGGAGAUUCCAUUAACUGGUGCACAAAGGAACUAUAAACACUGCGAAUAGUUUGAAGAUUCUGCAGGGAGCAAUUGAAAUCUGUUGUGACAUCUUGGUAAACUAUGGGGCACAUCUCGAUCCUGGCCCUCCUUAUUCCCAGGCUUUACCACAAAACCACAUCUGAAAUGUCCUUUCAAGUUUAAAUUCCCUUUCCUUUAAAAGUGGGUUGCAAAAAGAGGAAAUCCUCAUUAAUCAGAAGGGUCCUCUUUUAAGUUUACCCCAAGUAAUCAGCUGUAGUAUGUGCAGAACAGACAGCAAGUGUUCACUUCUCCUGCAGCACCGCCACAGGAGAAGUGAAGUAUUACACUAUGCAUAUACGAAACAAAAGGUUGCCUGGUCAUCCAGAGAUGCCAUUUUUAGCCUCUCCCCGUGUUCUGGCUAAAAAAAACAUUGGUCCUAAAUGGGGAAUCCCGACAAAACUAUUAGGCCCCAGUUAAACAGUGUGUCUGCCCGGAAAGUUUACAGGUGGACAUUCCACUAGCUGCAGGUGCCAGC